UCAAAUUCAUACACAAAUCCUUUUUAUAUUUAGACCCUUUUUUGGUUUGCAUGCUUCGGAUGCAUUGCUCAAAGGGGCAAAAAAAAAAUCAGCUCUGCUCCGAAACCCAUUUCAGAAAUUUUCGUUCCUAGCGGCGCUGGAAGAGAAAGGAGCCACCUUUCUUCGCUAGCACAAAAAAGCCCACUUCCAGUUGCUAAAUCUCAAGAAGAGGAAAAGGAGCCUCCUUUCUCCCUCCACCCUCUUCUGCUCAGAAAACCCAUCCCAGAAAACUUGUAUUUUUUACUUUUCCGCCCCCGCUCCGUGUCGCAUUUUGAUCAGAACCCCCGGAACCUGGCGCCCUGUCAAUGAAUUGGGCCGAUCUCGAUGUUCUCGGGGUGUUCGGUGUCGAAUCUGGCAGCAAAAUUUGCCUUCUUUCCCCCAAAUCCUGCGACCUACAGCGUCAAGAGAGAGGGCGGGGGAGAAAGCAGGAGGCUGGUGGCCUCUGGAGUCCCCAGGGAUAAGUCCUUGGAUGUGCACGUCGUGGAGACCAAGUACGGGAACAGGAUCGUGGCCUUCUAUUUGAGGAACCCGUACGCGAGGCUCACCGUUCUCUACUCUCACGGCAAUGCCGCGGACUUGGGGCAGCUCUACGAUCUCUUUGUGCAGCUCAAGGUCAAUCUCAGGGUCAACCUCAUGGGAUACGACUACUCUGGUUAUGGUGCUUCCAGCGGAAAGCCGAGCGAAUCGAAUACUUAUGCAGAUAUAGAAGCAGUGUACCAGUGUCUGCAAACCGAGUAUGGGGUUAGUCAGGAGGAUAUUAUUCUAUACGGCCAGUCUGUGGGAAGUGGGCCGACAUUGCAUUUGGCGUCGCGUUUGCCUAGAUUGAGGGGUGUCGUCCUUCAUAGUGCUAUCUUGUCUGGUAUCCGGGUGCUUUGCCACAUCAAUACAACUUUGUGCUUCGACAUUUAUAAAAAUAUUAACAAAAUAAAAAAGGUGAAGUGCCCAGUUCUUGUAAUCCAUGGAACAGACGAUGAUGUCGUGAAUUUUCACCAUGGGAAUGGUCUAUGGAAGCGAUCCAAGGAUCCAUAUGACCCCUUGUGGAUCAAAGGGGGAGGCCACUGCAAUCUCGAGCUGUAUCCAGACUUCAUACGCCAUCUCUCUCGCUUCGUCAGAGACAUGGAGAGCAUAACCACCGCCACCCACCUUAGAAAGAUCCAUCAGGCCCAUCAAAAGCCGAAGAAGAUGAAGCCUUCUAGAACCUCCACGGCCACCACCACCACUUUCACCACCAACUGUUGUUGUCGAAUUAGAGUUCGCAAGCCAAAAUGCACAUGUCCAUGCACGUGCACAUGCUCAUGCUCUUGCCCAUGUUCAUGUUGUUGUGGAUGUGGGUGCAUUAAGUCGUUGGUUUCGUGUGCAUCGAUGAUGAUAUGUUGCAAAUGUUGUGGAGGUGGAGGUGGGUAGGAGAUCUUUGUACAGGGAUUGAUGGCUGACAUAGUGAGGUUUAGAGUGAUGAUUUAGGAAGUGAACCAAAGGUCUUUAUUGUAUUAUUAGCUCCUCAGUUUCUUGCUAUUUUGAUUGGGGUUGGAUAAUAAUUGUUGGGAUUAAUUAGUGUAAUGUACAACAUAUGUUUAUGUUGUUAAUCUGAUCUCUUCCAAGAUUAGGCAACCACUUCACCUAACCCAUGUAGAAAACUGAGAAGUGUGGAUGACAAUGUGAUGAGAACUACUCCAUUUGAACUGGUAAAGGGUAGAAAGAGUACAGCUUUUUCCUUGA
Messenger RNA from Asparagus officinalis (garden asparagus), 1755 nucleotides. Its product is annotated as protein ABHD17B. The coding region runs from base 364 to 1443 and encodes 359 amino acids. The transcript is spliced from 5 exons. The record is from RefSeq and is a predicted model, not a curated record. Lineage: Eukaryota; Viridiplantae; Streptophyta; Magnoliopsida; Asparagales; Asparagaceae.